AUGGCCGAACAUGGAAGACAGGUAGUGGGUGGUCAAGGAUUUCCAGAGAGAAGAUUGUGGGAUGAAUAUCAAAUGUCAAUGGGGACAGUCCAAAUUAUUAUUAUUUUCAGGGUAGCUUCCCAUACUGUCCACUUCUGUGGGCACUGUGACAAAUAUGGUCGGAGCACAGUUGUAUAUGGUGUACUGACACGACAAGGAGUUGAGUAUAGAGCGAUAGCAUAUGUUGCGGGAGGUGUAAUGGGAGUGGAAAGCCCCAAAAUGAACGCCAUUGUUUAG
This is a messenger RNA of Phycomyces blakesleeanus NRRL 1555(-), 276 nucleotides long. RefSeq lists its product as hypothetical. The transcript is spliced from 2 exons. The record is from RefSeq and is a predicted model, not a curated record. Bases 1 to 276 code for a protein of 91 amino acids. Lineage: Eukaryota; Fungi; Mucoromycota; Mucoromycetes; Mucorales; Phycomycetaceae.